AUGAACCAGAYGCUGGUGACCGAGUUCACCAUCCUGGGAUUUUUGGAACCCCCUCGCCUGCGAGCACUACUCUUCCUGGGCUUCCUGGGCCUCUACUUGGCUGCCCUGUCGGGAAACCUGCUCAUCGUGGUGGCCAUCUGCACCAGCCCAGCUCUGCACACCCCCAUGUACUUCUUCCUGGCCAACCUGGCCGCAGUGGACAUCCUCUGCACCUCCACCAUUCUGCCCAAGCUGCUGGGCAGCAUGGUGGCUGGCAGGACCAUCUCCUAUGGGGGCUGCAUGGCGCAGCUCUUCUUCUUCACAUGGUCAAUGGGGGCAGAGCUGCUGCUUUUCUCAGCCAUGGCCUAUGACCGCUUCGUGGCCAUCUGCCAGCCAUUGCACUAUGGUGCACGGAUGGGCUCUCGGGCAUGUGCUCUGCUGGCCGUGGCCGUGUGGGCCAUCAGCCUCACCAACACCAGCGUGAACACGAGCCUCAUGCUGCGCCUGCCACUCUGCAAGUCUGGCGUCGUUGAGCACUUCUUCUGCGAGAUUCCCCCACUGUUGAGGCUGUCCUGUGCCCCCACACGACUGAACGAGGUCAUGGCCUUCACCGCGGACGUGUUCUUGGCCAUAGGCAACUUCUCGGUGACCAUGCUCUCCUAUGGCUGCAUCAUCGCCAGCAUUGUGCGCAUGCGCUCAGCAGCGGGCAAGCGCAAGGCCUUCUCCACCUGCUCCUCCCACCUGCUGGUGGUCACGCUGUAUUACUCCACCGUCAUCUACACCUACAUCCGCCCCGCGUCCAGCUACUCACUGCGCAAGGACAAGGUGGUGUCCAUCAUCUACACCUCUGUGGCGCCCACCCUGAACCCACUCAUCUACACUCUGAGGAAUAAGGACGUCAAAGUUGCACUCAGGAGACUUCUGUGCUGCUGCUGA
This is a messenger RNA of Urocitellus parryii (Arctic ground squirrel), 915 nucleotides long. Its product is annotated as olfactory receptor 13G1-like. The record is from RefSeq and is a predicted model, not a curated record. Gene Ontology annotation, cellular component: membrane. Gene Ontology annotation, biological process: G protein-coupled receptor signaling pathway. Lineage: Eukaryota; Metazoa; Chordata; Mammalia; Rodentia; Sciuridae. Gene Ontology annotation, molecular function: olfactory receptor activity; G protein-coupled receptor activity.